AUGUCCCAAAUUGUGACUACUACUUCUCGGAACCUAGUUCUAUUUUCAAAGAAAUGGCAUUCAUGGAGAAAUUCUUCAAUACUGCUUCAAUAUGUAGUGACUAGUUCGGCCAUCAAGACCGAAACCAACAUUACAACUGAUCAAUUAGCUCUUCUUUCCUUGGAAUCUCAGAUCAUUUCUGAUCCUUUUGAGCUCUUGGCCAAAAGCUGGUCUCAAGAUACUUGUGUUUGUAAUUGGAUUGGAGUCACUUGUGGCUCUCUGCACCAUAGAGUGACUUCCUUGAACAUCUCCAACAUGGAUCUAACAGGAAUCAUUCCUCAAUAUUUUAGAAACCUCACAUUUCUUGUUUCUCUUGACUUGAGAAACAACAGUUUCUGUGGCACUUUGCCUCAAGAAAUGGCUCAUUUGCAUCGACAAAAGUUUGUUAGAUUGAAUUAUAGCAAUUUUAGUGGUGAAAUUCCUUCUUGGUUUGUCUUCAAUGCUUUAGAGGGACAAAUCCCAAAAAACAUUGGAAACCUAAAAAAUUUGAGGGGUUUAAGCUUUGAAAGUAACAAUCUUACAGGUUCUAUUCGUCCAUCCUUUUCAAAUGCCUCAAAGCUAGAAACUUUGAUUCUUUCUAAGAAUUUCCUUCAUGGAAACAUCCCAAAUGGGAUCGGUGAUCUUCACAACCUCAACUGGUUGACUAUAGAAACUAAUCAGCUUGCAGGUUCUAUAACAUUCCCAAUUUUCAAUAUUUUCACAAUUGAGACUAUUGGAUUUCCCGACAAUGGUUUAUCUGGUAGUCUCCCUACUGACUUAUGUGAUCAUCUUCCGAUACUCAAAGGUCUUUAUCUUUCUUUUAAUAACCUACUAGGUCAUAUGCCACCUAGCUUGUCAAGAUGUUACAAACUUCAGCUAUUGUCUCUAUCGAAUAAUGAAUUUGAUGGACCAAUACAUAGUGAAAUUGGGACGUUAAGUAACUUGCGGACAUUAUAUCUUGGAUUUAACCGUUUCACAGGGAAAAUACCAUAG
Molecule: messenger RNA, 1011 nt
Organism: Nicotiana attenuata
Lineage: Eukaryota; Viridiplantae; Streptophyta; Magnoliopsida; Solanales; Solanaceae
Product: probable LRR receptor-like serine/threonine-protein kinase At4g26540
Exons: 3
Coding region: 1-1011 (336 amino acids)
Molecular function (GO): protein binding
Source: RefSeq, a predicted model, not a curated record